Fulvia fulva is the source of this 1437-nucleotide messenger RNA. RefSeq names its product Putative aldehyde dehydrogenase FUS7. The record is from RefSeq and is a predicted model, not a curated record. Gene Ontology annotation, molecular function: aldehyde dehydrogenase (NAD+) activity. Lineage: Eukaryota; Fungi; Ascomycota; Dothideomycetes; Mycosphaerellales; Mycosphaerellaceae. The transcript has a single exon. The coding region runs from base 1 to 1437 and encodes 478 amino acids.
AUGUCGUCUCCAAAGCUUCUGCAGGGAUCAUUCUCCCACAUCAUCAACGGCAAGUCCUACGAUGCCAAGGGUGCGAAGACCUUGGAUGUCAUCAACCCCGCGACCGAGAAGGCGGUUGCUUCAGUCCCCAUUGCAACCCGCGAGGUACUCGACGAAGCCGUCGAACAUGCGGCGAAGGCAUUCCAGUCAUGGUCGAAGACGAGCUGGGCGGAGCGUGCAAAGGCUAUUCAGGCUGUAGGCAAGGAAUACAAGAGCCUCACCGCAGACCUCGCCGAUCUGCUCGUGCUUGAGCAAGGCAAGGCCAAACCAUUUGCGCAGGGCGAGGUCGACCUCGUCAAUGAGUGGUUCGAGCGUAUGCCAAACAUGGAGAUCAAAGAGAAGGUCGUAUGGGAGAGCGAUGAGACCAAGGCCAUUGAGCAGUAUGUCCCACUGGGUGUCACUGCUGGCAUCGUGCCAUGGAACUUCCCCGUGCUUCUGAUGAUCUGGAAGAUCAUUCCGGCUGUCCUCACGGGAAACACAAUCAUUAUCAAGCCUUCACCUUUCACACCUCUGUGCGACGUCAGAUGUGUUGAGCUGUUCAACAAGCACUUGCCACCAGGUGUUGUGUCGAUUGUGUUGGGAGAUGACAGUCUGGGUCCUUGGGUCACCGAGCACCCCAAGAUCCGCAAGAUCUCCUUCACUGGCAGCACAGCAACAGGUCGUCUCGUAGCCAAGAGCUGCUCUGCGACCUUGAAGCGCGUCACACUAGAGCUCGGAGGCAACGAUCCUUGCAUCAUCCUGCCAGAUGUUGAUGUGGAGAAGGUCGCACCAACCGUCUUGCUCAGCGCUUUCUUCAACUCCGGCCAAGUGUGCCACGCUGCCAAGCGUCUCUACGUCCACGAAGAUGUGUACGACAAGCUAUCGAAGGCGCUGGUCGAGGCGGCCAAGCAAUCGGGCGUAGGACCCGGUCAGGACGAGGGCAUCAUGUAUGGCCCGUUGAACAACAGACAGGUCUACGAGAAGGUUAGCGAGUUCUUUGCCGACUCGCAGAAGAAUGGCCAUGACUUCCUGACUGGUGGCAAGAUCCCUGAAGGCCCAGGUUUCUUCGCACCACUGACUCUCGUCAACAACCCUCCUGAGAGCAGCCGUCUUGUGCAAGAAGAGCCUUUCGGACCAAUCGUCCCAUUGCUCAAGUGGAACAAUGACGAUGACGUGAUCAAGCGCGUCAACGACUCACCCUGGGGCCUGGGUGCCACCAUCUACGGCAAGGACUUGGCUCGUGUCGAGAAGCUGGCACGUCAAGUCGACUCUGGUGUUGUCUGGACAAACACGAUGAUGCAGCAGCAUCCGGAAGUCCCAUUUGGCGGCUUCAAGGGAAGCGGUGUCGGCUGUGAGAAUGGCGAGGCAGGGCUCAAGGGCUGGUGCCAGGUGCGCAGCAUCUAUUUGGCCAAGGCAUAG